AUGUCUGAAGAACCGGUAACCAAGAAGCUCAAGGCAGAUGAUGGUGCCUCUAAAUCCAAUCCCUAUUUGGCUCAUCUAGAAAAUGAAAAAGAUUCAACCGUAUCUAAUGAAAAUGCUACUGGGAUUUCUGGUAUCAUUCGCCAUGAAUCUACCGCUGCUCAAGCCAAUAAAGCAGAAGACGGACCACUGAAUCCUUUUAAUGGCAAAUCAUUGUCUCAAAAAUAUUUUGAUAUACUUAAAGUGCGUCGUAAUCUUCCCGUUCACCUGCAGAGAGAUGAGUUUCUUAAGAUGUUCCAGUCCACCCAAAUCAUGGUAUUUGUUGGUGAGACAGGUUCAGGUAAAACGACGCAAAUUCCUCAAUUUGUUGCUUACGAUGAUCUGCCUCAUAUUCAAGGAAAACAAAUUGCUUGUACACAGCCACGUCGUGUUGCCGCCAUGUCUGUAGCUAAGCGUGUAGCUGAUGAAAUGGAUGUGAAACUUGGUGAAGAAGUUGGUUAUAGCAUUCGUUUCGAAGAUAAGACAUCUUCGAAUACAUUUUUAAAAUAUAUGACAGACGGAAUGCUGUUACGUGAAGCAAUGACUGAUCCUUUACUUCAGAGAUAUAGCUGCAUUAUUCUUGACGAAGCCCACGAGCGAACACUUUCGACGGAUAUUCUGAUGGGAUUGAUCAAACAAGUUGCAUCUAGGCGUCCUGAUCUGAAAAUUAUCGUAAUGUCAGCUACUCUAGACGCUGAAAAGUUUCAGUCAUACUUUAAUGAUGCUCCUUUAUUAGCAGUUCCUGGCAGAACUCAUCCAGUUGAAAUAUAUUAUACUCCUGAGUAUCAACGUGAUUACCUUGAAGCUGCUAUUCGUACAGUAUUACAAAUCCACGCCAGCGAAGCAGAGGGUGACAUUUUAUUGUUUUUAACUGGUGAAGAGGAGAUCGAAGAUGCGUGUCGGAAGAUAUCUCUUGAAGCAGAUGAGUUGAUCAGAGAGUCGAACUGUGGACCCUUAAGCGUUUAUCCCCUAUAUGGUUCAUUGCCUCCAAGUCAACAACAAAAAAUUUUUGACCCUGCACCUGCUCCAUUUACUCCUGGUGGCGCUCCGGGUCGUAAAGUAGUAGUUGGUACAAACAUUGCAGAGACCUCGUUAACGAUUGAUGGAAUUGUUUACGUGGUAGAUCCAGGUUUUUCUAAACAAAAAGUUUACAAUCCUCGUAUCAGAGUGGAGUCCCUUCUUGUGGCACCAAUUUCCAAAGCGUCUGCACAGCAAAGAGCUGGUCGUGCAGGUCGUACUAGACCAGGUAAAUGUUUCCGUCUUUAUACGGAGGAUGCUUUUAAGAAAGAAUUGAACGAGCAAAGUUACCCAGAGAUUUUGAGAAGUAACCUUGCCAACACAGUCCUUGAGCUCAAAAAAUUAGGAAUUGACGACUUGGUUCACUUUGAUUUCAUGGACCCCCCAGCUCCUGAAACAAUGAUGAGAGCUCUAGAAGAACUAAACUUUUUAGGCUGUAUUGACGAUGAUGGUGAACUUACACCUCUCGGUAGGAUGGCAUCGGAGUUUCCACUUGACCCAAUGCUAGCUGUCAUGCUUAUAAAAUCGCCUGAGUUCUACUGUUCAAAUGAAAUUCUAUCUAUUACUGCUCUGCUUAGUGUCCCUAAUGUGUUUGUGCGACCGAAUAAUGCACGAAAGGCAGCUGAUGAGAUGAAGGGAGUAUUUUCUCACCCAGACGGUGACCAUCUGACAUUGUUGAACGUAUACCAUGCGUUCAAAAGCCCUGAGGCUCAGCUUAAUCCCUCUCAAUGGUGUUAUGACCACUUUUUGUCUCUAAGGUCACUUCAAAGUGCCGACAAUGUACGCUUUCAACUAAAGAGAAUUAUGGAGAGAAAUGAUCUGUCCCUUGUGAGUACUCCAUUUGAGGACAAGAAUUAUUACAACAAUAUUAGAAAAUCUCUACUCUCUGGGUAUUUUAUGCAAGUUGCUAAGAGGAUGAGUUCGCGCAAAGGUUACAUAACUGUGAAGGACAAUCAAGAGGUCUUAAUUCACCCCAGUACGGUUAUUGCCCAAGAUAGUGACUGGGUGCUCUACAAUGAAUUUGUGCUUACGACUAAGAACUACAUCCGCACUGUGACUGCCAUUAAACCUGAGUGGCUGCUGGAGUUGGCCCCUGCAUAUUAUGAUAUUGAAGCUUUCAAAAAGGGAAAUGUUGACGUCCGGAUGGGACUUGAAGCCGCUAAAGCUAAAGCCGAUAGACUGAAGAAAAGCGAUUCCAAGCGCAGCAAAGCAUCGUAUAAAUAG
Molecule: messenger RNA, 2277 nt
Organism: Sugiyamaella lignohabitans
Lineage: Eukaryota; Fungi; Ascomycota; Dipodascomycetes; Dipodascales; Trichomonascaceae
Gene: PRP43
Product: DEAH-box ATP-dependent RNA helicase PRP43
Exons: 1
Coding region: 1-2277 (758 amino acids)
Cellular component (GO): intracellular anatomical structure; spliceosomal complex
Molecular function (GO): RNA helicase activity; ATP binding; RNA binding
Source: RefSeq, a predicted model, not a curated record